AUGGUGGAGCAGACGACUGUUAGUGCCGGAUCGAUGAAAAUCUCCUUUGGUGUAAAGAGACGAGAAGAAAAUAAAGUUCAAGCCUCUGCACCAGCUGUAGUAAUUGAUGUUGAUGUCGACAGCGAUGAAGAACGUGAGCAAGAUGAAAUGGAAAGAGCCGCCAAACGAAGGAGAAUGACUCAUUUUGAAGAUGGAGAUGUUCAAGGAGAUGUAGAUAAGGCAAAAGAGGCAGCUGUAAUCCCAAUGGUAGUAGAACACGACUGGCGAACACAGAAGUUGCUUGAAAAGGAAAAAGCUGGAACAUUGACAGAAGAAGAACGUGCAAAAUUAGCACUCGUUUUACCGAAUGGAAUAGAAGAUGAGAACGGUGUUGAAGGUGACGGAGAGAAGAUUGUAGUUGAAGAAGGGCGUGUUGAUACGGAAGAUGCCGAUUAUUCAGCUAUUCCAAUCGAGAGCUUCGGACUUGCAAUUCUCAGAGGAUGUAAUUGGAAAGAUGGUGAUGGAAUAGGUAAAAAUCCACAGAAAGUUGCCUUGAAACUUCCAAAUCGACGACCUCCAGGACUUGGUCUCGGAGCUACACCGAAAAAUCCAUCAGGAGAUAAGAAAAAUAAAUCGACUGGGAAGGAAAAAGAAGAAAAAAUUGAAGAAAUCAAAGCAGGAAGUUUGAUAAAAGUUGUAGAUGGACGGAAUAAAGGAAUCUACGGAAAAGUUGAAGCGAGAGAUGAUGAUUCAAAUUCUUUAUUCAUCAGAACAGCAAUUGGGGGAAGAGCGAUUAAAGUUAGUCAGAUUGUGGCCGUAGCAGUUAGUGCAAAAGAAUAUGAACGCGAUUCAAAAUGCUUGAACAAGAGUGAAUACGAUAGAGAAAGGGAUAGAAUCGAAGAAGAACGGAAGAAGCACGAAAUCGAGCGACCUUCAACGUCUACAUCAUCUUCUAAUCAUCACAAAUCGUCUUCCUCUUCCAAGUCUUCAUCUUCAAAAAAUGAGAAAUCAGAUGACAGCCGAAGAAGUGAGAAAUUAUGGGCACGAACUGAUCUUCUUGUUCGGUUUAUCGAUGAAGACUUCAAGAGAGGAUCAUUGUUCAAACAAAAAGUUCGGAUAGUUGAUGUUGCUGGAAAAGAUGAUAUAACAAUCGAAGACGACAGAGGCAACACUCAUUACAAUGUUCGUCAAUCUUGGAUAGAAACAGUGAUUCCUCGAGAUGUUGGUGAGAAGCUGAUGAUAGUUGCUGGGAAACGAGCUGGAAAACUGGCGGCGAUGUUAGAUAAGGACAAGAGGAAAGAGAAGGUGACGGUUCGAUUAGUUGAAACUAAUGAUGUCGUCACUGCGUAUUUUGAAGAUGUAUGUGCUGUGAAAAUUCGUCACGAAGAAGAUUAUGAAUAA
Messenger RNA from Caenorhabditis remanei, 1380 nucleotides. RefSeq lists its product as uncharacterized. The record is from RefSeq and is a predicted model, not a curated record. NCBI's taxonomy places the organism in Eukaryota, Metazoa, Nematoda, Chromadorea, Rhabditida, Rhabditidae. Gene Ontology annotation, cellular component: spliceosomal complex. The transcript is spliced from 4 exons. Gene Ontology annotation, molecular function: nucleic acid binding. Gene Ontology annotation, biological process: mRNA splicing, via spliceosome. Bases 1 to 1380 code for a protein of 459 amino acids.